GUUGUUACCCAGCCGCUGAGUGUAGUUUGUACCAGUGUGGUGAUACUGUGGGCUACAGAACAUAACCUGAUACAUUUGCUGCUGGAAGAUGGGCCGAUUAAAUCUCACAUCUGCAUAAAGGAAGAGAAAACGGGACAUGUCGAGCUUUACACGGACUUUUUCUGUUUAAACGUGGAUUUAAAUCAGUAACGUCUGUUUGCUCAUCUGGAAACAAAGCGACACUGAGCGAAUGCGGAUUUCACUUUCAUCCACGGCUUCAUAUGUGUGGGUAGAAGCAUCACCGGCGGCAGCAUUGUUGCUUUGAAUUACACUGAUAAAUAGCCCACACUCGAAAACCAACAGGCGGCUUCUGUUUCUAGCGGGGGAACUGUUUUAUUUUUGGAUCCACAGCGAGGAGGAGAAGUCAUUUUGGGCGGUGAGAUGCACCAUUUGGUCUGAAGACUGAGCUCCAGCACUUCAUGCGCUGCUGAGCUCCAAACAUGGAAACAUGAAGCAGGUAACUGGUUGGAACAUAUCAGUCAAUACAUUUCUGAUAUUUUCUGUAAUUACUGCUCAAUGAGUCCCUAAACCUAGACGUUAAUGUGAGCUCUCUGCUCUGAACACCCACCGGCUCUUGUCGUCCUCUGAGAUUUUAACUCUCGAUAUACAGGGGCGCGUCCAGACAGGCGACCAGAGGUGGCAUGGACCUCCUUAGAAAUCUGCUGACCACCCCUGGUGUCUCACCAAAAACCCAAGCUGUAAUUGACAUUAAGCUUAUGUUACAACAAACUGUUAAAGAUGUGUAGCAACAGGCUUCCAGCAGCGUCUUGACAUUUAAAUGAGGACUGACAAACAAACAUGUUUAUAAAAAUUCAAUUAAUCACAGAAUUUUGAUUUUUCCAUAAUUUUUUAUAGUAUUUUUAAUUUUACUAUUUAUAUUCCACAUGUAGAUAUAACAAUUUGUUCUUAUGUGCAACCCCCUCCAAAUUACAUAUGAAGUGUAGCAGCGCCAACAUUAGCACGAGGGGCGUGCUGAGUGACUUGCCAGCACGGCCAUUUUGACAGACAUAACAACAUUAAGUGCAGUGGAAUUAAUGAAAUUAGGAUGAUGUUAGGUUUUAAAAACCAGCUAUUUAUUAGCUGACUACACAGUAACGGAGAACGGAAUGGAGAGAGCAAAAGUGGGACUCAACAUGCCGUACAGGGACAAGCUGAACAAUGAAGAAAGAGAGCAUUACCAAAGCAAAAUUGUAGACAUGGCUGGACCCGACCCAUAUGAACACACUGUAUAGUCAGAAGAUGAUUUCGAGAUGCUACCACCACUUAACUGAGUGCAUUUGAUGCAGUACCUCAUCGAAGGAACAAGCUAUUAUACAUUUAAUUCCUUCCAUAAUGAAAAGUCUCUCUUUCACAUGCGGGUGGGUACACAAACUGCAGAUGCACAGUGCCAACAACAAAACUGUUGUUUGAACAAUGGAAUGUGAUCAUACACAAACAUGUCUGCCUUUCUCUCUCUCAGCAUCUCGAAAUCAUCUUCUGACCAUACAGUGUGUUCAUAUGGGUCUGGUCCAGCAAUGUCCUACAGCAUGGCUCUGUAGUAGAAGAGUCCUGCUUCUAAGCUGGCCUGCUUGCAGUCCUGACUUGUCACCCAUUGAAAACAUUUGGAGCAUGAACAAACAAAAAAAAAACCCAUUUUUUUUUAACAUCUGGCAUCAAAUUUAAGAGAAGCAUAUUUUUCAUUAAAAAUCAAAGUUUCAGUUUAACAUUAAAUAUGUGGCCUUUGCACUUUUAUUCAUAAAAAAUGGGGUUUAGAUGAUUUGGAAAGCGUCAAAUUCUUUUUACUCUACAUUAGUUGGUUGUUCUUGAAGGUUAGUAAUCAAAGUAGAUGUAAUUUUUUUCAGCCAGAACAAAGUGUUUUUGUUUGCACACACAACCAACACUGACUCUAUGAAUUACAGUUCAUCUCAACCACUUUAGGGCCUUAACAACAGAGCAUUGGAGCCUGAAACGUGUAACGAUUAAAUGGUUCGUAAAUAAGCUUUAACCGUGUCAUUGUAAACAGUGAGAGUGAGCCCGUGUGUUUGACCUGAAUUGCUUUUAUUGGGGGUCGAUGAAGUGAGGGCUGUUCUGGCUGAGGUUUAAAUCUAUUUGGCAUUGAUUUAAAAAAAAAAAACAUGGGUCCGUUUUCAGGACGCUUUUAAGGUUUCCUCACAGAUUUAGCCAUCAGGUGGUGACCUGCUUGGAUGUGAACAAUUUUUUGCAAAAAUAUAGCCACCAGCUCACCUGUCAGAACAUAAUAUUACAAAAUAUGUCACAGGUAUAAAACCAACAACCAGAGUACAUAGAAAUCAAUAUGUGGGAUUGGUGCCAAUACAAAUACAUUACUUACAUGGGGACUGAAAAGACAGCAGCAAAUAAAAAUAACCAAAUGAAUAAAUAAUGAGGGGUUUAAUCUGAAAUGAACGCUGGUUGGUGAAGCAGAAAUGCUGUUAGGAUUCUACUGACGGUUGGAAAAGUCUGAUUUAACCCUAGCCCAAGUGUUUGAUAAUAUCUCAGUGUUCACAUUUUUCCAAGUAAUUUGUGUAGAUUAGAUUUUAUCGACACCAAGUCAGCCCAUCAGGCCAGGUCUUCAUCAGUUCUCUUAGCAGCUCCUGUGGAUUUUCUGCUUGGAGAAAAGUCAGCCUUUUUAUGUUUUCUUGUGUCAACAACACAGAUUUUAUUACCAGUUUUAUAACCUUCACUGAGUGAAGGUUGAGCUGUGCUGAGACAGGGAAGACUGGCUUCUGAUUGGGCCUUUACAGGUCGGCUGAUCGAAUCAUGCAGCAACGGAUAGGUCAACAGAAAGAAAGAUGGCAGCCUUCCAUUAGGACUGUAAACUAAUGUAAAAAAAAAAGACAUUUUUCUGCGUAAAAUUAAUCUACAAAUCAUAGAUUACCUUUGUUUUUUAAAAGAUUAGAUCUGGACAGCAUCGGAAUGUAAUCUGAUCAGAAAGCUGCCAGUCUCACAAAGGUUGUGGAUUUUAAGGUCCUUACACACCGGGAACAACGCAAAUAUAUGACGUGAAAUUACAAAAUAUUCAGAGGCGGAUUUUGACGUGCCUGACUAUACACAUCAAGCGCUAUGCGAUUUUGCGACUUUCUGGGGGGGAAAAAGACGCGUCCCGGGUGGAAGCGAGAAGACUGACAUAGCAGCAGACUGACUGUUUUUCAGUUCUGAUUAGACACUAGUGUUGAGAUGUCUGUCAUGAUAGCAUGUACUGAGUCGGGGCCAGUACCAGAUAAGCACAUUAAACUAAAAUCCAUAAACGUAAGGUAACAACCGAGACCUAAUGGUGCUGUGACAGCAACGUGAUUGAGUUUGAGACAGUGAAAAUACAUAUGGUAUGUUGUAUCUGAACAGGUUAGCUUACGAGCUAAAGUUACUUAGCACAGAUGAAAGUUAAAACAAAGAUGUUUAGCAAAGUGUUAAAGCACACAAACCAUCGUCAUAUGAGAAAUCCAACGCUAUGACUCUCCACAAGUCGUCCUUCUAUCAUUAUCUUUGUAAUGUUUGUCUUUAAUCAAAAAGCACUCUGUUCUCUGACACGUUAACAAUCAGCCGGUCAGCCAUGUUGGAUAUACCGAUGAAUCUGAUGUCGCAACAAGAUGAAGUCUGAUUGGUCAGAAGUGGACACACAGUAUGCGAAACUUUAGAAAAAUUCGACUGUGAUACGAAAAAAUAAAUGCCGCGAUAUCACAGGACGGGAAAAUGUCGCUGAUGUAAACGCUGGUAUUGACAGGAUACGGGUUCGAAAAAAAUAUUGACGCAUGAAAAAAAACGCUUCCGGCGUGUAAGGACCUUUACACUGUGAGUUAUUGUGUCGUACUGUUCAAGUAUUAGAGCAAUUUUAUGUUGCCCCUUUCAUCACUUAACCCCACAAAUAGAAGUUGUAGGUAUUAUCCGUCUACAUUACACUUAAAAUGUUUGUAAAUCACAAAGUUAUAUGAUGAGAUGGACUCUUGCAUAAACAGAAUUGUUUUUUAAAGGAUGAAUCAGACAAACUUGCUGGUUUUUUUUCUUUCACAUUUCUAAAUCCUACCUUUAUAGCCUUACCAGGCAGGUUUCUAUCUCUCCUUUUGUACUUCAAGUAUAUUUAGAAGCGACUCAAGGUGACAAGAUGUGCCUGAAUAAACCUUUUUCACUCCGCUAUUCUCUUUUGCAUAAUUGCGUUGCCACAUUGCCACGGAGUUUUGAACAGUUCCCAACGUCGAGUACCUGAUCAUCCAUUAAACCCGCCGGUUCAUGUGAUUGCUUGGAGGCUGAAGUGGCUAUUUUAACAAUAUUAGGUCACACUGUUCUAUCUGUGAAGGAGGGGGAAGAAACUAAAUAUUACCAUCUUGCAGAGGUAGAUUGCUGCACAGCGUGUUCAGCUCUGUGCAACCUUGUUAAGGUCUGUGUCCUUAAAAAUUUUGGAUUUUAUAAGAAUGAAUGAAUGAGAUGGAAAGCAGUUUCUUAUUCAGCAGGUCUUAUUGUGAUGCAGGGCGAGUAAAAGCAGCAGAAAAAGGCGUGUAAUCACCAUAUGAAUAAAAGCAAGUCUUCAGCCUCAUUUUCCUCCUUUUCUUCACCGCCUGUCUCGCUGUCAUGUGAUAACAUUAUUCGUUGAAUAGCUUUGCAUCUACAAACCUGUGUUUUAACAUGGCUGCAUAAAAAGCUGGCAUGCAUUGUUCUCAUCUUAAUUGCCUAUAAUUGUGUUUGCUUGGUAUUUACUCCCACACAGGACUGAGGAUUAAUGAAAAAGCAUAAUCUGUGUGAAAAUUAAUCAUUUUAAGUACCCACAAAUGGACUCUUUGCCACAGCACAUGUAUUAUUUGGCAUUUGCUGCUCAGAGAUUGUAAAUGAUAGCAGGCAGUCUGAAAUAACAGUGUCCAAUGUUUAUACAAGAGAUAAGGGUUUUUAUUACAGUGUGUGUCUCAGGUUGAACACCGGCUGCUGGUUAAUGGUAGCAGUUAGAAAAAGCACUCUAGUGUAAUAUCAUAACGUCGUAUCACAUUUCAACCAAACAGAACAGACAUUUUAAGUCUUUUGGACAUAAUUAUCCCCUAAUAUUACUCUUUCAUGAGUCAUUUACUUUGUUAAAUAUCUUUAUUUUUCCAGUGAUAUUAUAAGACUUGUAUGUCUGGGUUCUACACACACAGCUUAACAAUUAUACUCAGUGCCUUGGAGCGAUGUUGCUCCCAUGCAUAUUGAGUGAAGCACAGGUUUUCUAUGAUUAGCUCUGGGUCAGAUGAGCAGGUUUUGUGGUCUAAACCAUUAUCCCAGUCACUCUCACUUGUUGGCACCAGAAGUGGUAGCUAGUCAAAUGAAUGAAUAUUUUAUUACUAUUGGCCUCAAAUGCUGGUAUGUUGUGUCUAAGCUGUAGCACAGCCAGCCCAUACAGUGAGUUGAAGAUGAAGCGUCCAUGAUUUCCAAAAUGACUGUAAGGGAUUUGAUCUUUCAGACCCAAGGGCUGAUUUUCACCUCACCUCAUUUUACCUUGACAGUUAGUUUCAUAGCACUAGCCACUAAACAUCUUUUUAAAUUUGCCUAAUUUCUUCAGCAAAGAGACUAAAUAUAACUCACCCACUCUCCUCCAGCAGCCACUCGUUUGUAGCGAGACCGCGGGCCAGUCCAUUACGGACCACUACGGGGUGACGCAGCUCAAGGAAGAACACUUAUGAUCAAUUAAAAUUAAUUUAAUGCCGGAAUAUUCCUUUAACCGUACCCUUCGUUUAGAUGCACGUUUGCAUAUAAAUGGAGAAAAACAGAGAUUUGGGUAGCCAACUUCUUUCCGUGCCAAUUGUGUGCAGGAAAGAAGGAAGGGACGUUGUUGUUGCUGCUAUGUGGGAUUCUGAUUGGCUAAUGUGGGCUUGAGCUUCUCGCUACACUGCCACCCACAUGUUUGAUUUGCUCUUGACAGCAUAUUUACACUGGUUACAUGCAUGUAGUGAUGCGCACGCAGUUUUUUUUUGUGAACGGAGAUGGUUAAAUGUCCGUUUAUAAAAAUAGCCGGGCCCGUGUAAACAUAGUCUGCGACCCAGCCUCUCUGAACACCCUUUUUAUACCUAGUCAUGCUACUAACCUGUUGCAAAUUAACUUGCUUAGUUUGCUUUCACACUGCCGUCGAUUAAGCUUAAAGGUUUAAAUUAUUGCAUAUAUUUUACAACACUCGCAGUGAUGUGGGCUCAGUGUAGAGGAGUUUGUCUGUACAUUCAUAAAUCUGGACAGAGCUGGAGUAGGUGUUUUCCCCCCCGAUUACUCAGCUAAUUUCACCUUUAAUCAUCUGCCUAGUAUUGAGUCUGUCCUACUUUGAUUCAUUUGCUGCACGAAAUUGAACAAAUGGUGAUUAGCUCCAGUUGGAGGAUGAGAAGCAGUUUGCAUGUAAACCACCAGGAACUGUCUGCAGAAGAGAGAAAAAGUACAACUAUUUUCAGCAUCCAAAGUGCUAUUUUAGGAGGUUAAAUACUGGGAAUUUGUAAUUUGUUGGACCCUGCAGGCUUCAGAGAGAUGACGGCGGUGUGAAUUAAUCAGGGAGCUGCAGGCGAUCACCCGGAGUGGAUUACAGUCUCUGAGGGGAACUGUGAUGAACAUGAUGCUGUUUUUAAUCUGCUUUAAUAUUCCUCUGUUUGACACUCAUUGCGUUUCUGUGUACGGUUUCAGGGUCCCACGGCCGUGAUGAUGACGCCUUGUUGUGUUGAGCGGCGACUCUCUGCACCCACGUUAUCAUGGUUAGUGUGAGCUCAGCUGCAAGCAUGCCUGUUCACCCAGGGGAAGAAUGGUUCUUUCCACUCCUGCCGCCCUUCCAGGGGCAGGGGAUGCUAACGACGGUCUCUGCUGCCUCGUUAUGAAGCUGCUGAACCUUUCGAUGGAGAACAUCUCCAUGGCGAACGCUUCCCUGGGCUCCCGGUCGCCCCCGGAGCCGGCCACGCCGACAUCAGAGGCCCCGGAGGUCCUGCAGGGCGUCAGCUUACCUCUGCAGGUGUUCUUCUGCUUCAUCAUGGUCGCCAUUCUGCUGCUGGCUCUGCUGGGAAACGUGGUGGUGUGCCUGAUGGUGUACCAGAGAUCAGCCAUGCGCUCGGCCAUCAACAUCCUAUUGGCGAGUUUGGCGUUUGCAGACAUGAUGCUGGCCAUCCUGAACAUGCCUUUCGCUCUGGUGACCGUCGUGACCACCCGGUGGAUUUUCGGAGACGUUUUCUGUCGAGUGUCGGCCAUGCUCUUUUGGUUUUUCGUGAUGGAGGGCGUGGCCGUACUGCUUAUAAUAAGCAUAGAUCGAUUUCUGAUAAUCGUCCAGAAACAGGAUAAGCUGAGCCCGCAGAGAGCCAAAGUGCUCAUCGUGGUCACAUGGGUACUCUCUUUUCUUUUCUCUUUCCCGCUGGCUGUCGGUUCCCCUCCCCUGCAGACCCCCCCCAGGGCCCCCCAGUGUGUGUUUGGCUACAGCGUCGAGCCCGGCUACCACGCCUACGUGUUGUUACUGAUGCUCAUCUUCUUUUUCAUACCCUUUAUGGUCAUGUUAUACACAUUCAUGGGGAUCCUCAACACCAUCCGCCACAACGCCAUCCGCAUCCACAGCCACCCGGACAGCAUCUGUCUGAGCCAGGCCAGCAAACUGGGCCUGCUGAGCCUGCAGAGGCCCUUCCAGAUGAACAUAGACAUGAGCUUCAAGACGCGUGCCUUCACCACCAUCCUCAUCCUCUUCUCCGUGUUUACAGUGUGCUGGGCGCCUUUCACCGCCUACAGUCUGGUGACUACUUUCAGCGACGGCUUCUACCACAAAGACAGUUUUUUUCAAAUCAGCACAUGGGUCCUGUGGUUGUGCUACCUCAAGUCGGCCCUCAACCCGCUCAUCUACUACUGGCGGAUCAAAAAGUUCCGCGAUGCCUGCCUUGAUCUGAUGCCCAAGUACUUCAAGUUUCUUCCUCAGCUGCCAGGCAACACCAAGAGGCGCAUCCAGCCGAGCGCCGUGUACGUGUGUGGAGAGCAUCGCUCGGUGGUGUGAAGGAAAAAGAAAAAAAAAUCCACCCUCAGAACACUUCAGCACUGUUACGAACACAUCUUAUCUUACUUUACCUUGCAGUUCUGGGUCUGUUUUGUUGUUUAGUGGUUUACUUUUCUCUGCAGAAAUAAAACAGCGCUGUGUUCUAAAGGCUCAGGGCUGCGUUGGUGGAGAUGUGUUGAGCAAAUGAAACACAAUCCAUCAAGUCUGGUCAGAACAGAAACUUAACACCUGUGAUACACGGCUAAAAAUACUCUCAGACUGGAUUUAAAAUGCUGCUAUUGUUUGAGUUUUUUGUCACUCGCUCCAAUCUCAUACCCAAGUUAGAGGGCCAGAACAAUACCCCUCGAAUAUCACCCUCACUGAUCUGCAGUGCCUAUUUUCAAUAAUAAAAAGGCCAAACUACAAACUGAGAGACUAGAAUUCAAGAUUUUAUAAAUGUGAAAGAUUUUAUUGCAGAUCUCUACAACAUGACACUGCAAAAAAUGCUUUUCUUUUAUUUGAAUUUAAAUAUAUGCUUUAGAAAACUCGCCAGCGCUGAGUUUAAUAAAGUAUUUUCGGCUCAUUAGAGUUCAUAUUUAGUUAAACAAAACAUGAUUCAAUAUUUAAUCCUUUCUUUUUUCACGAACAUUUCCUCCAAAACACUGUAUUAUUCAGGUUUCCCAUCAUUGCGUGAAUUUUCUUUUUCUUUACAUGAUAUUUGAGCACAACUUUAGUUAAAACUGUUUUGUUACAUAUUCAGCUAAUAUUUUUUUUGUCAAAACAUAGGGGCCUUUUUUUUUUUCUAAGAUUUAAAACAUUAAGUUAGAGGAGAAUAAAGUUGUAAUCUAAUAAGAAAGAAGUUGUUAUGAGGUGGAAUCCUCCAAGAAAAAAGCCAUAGUAAAAUCAAAAACUCAAAGUCAUUAUGUUUUGAGGAUAAAUUGAUGAUAAAGUCGUCAAAACUCCCAACUUUAGUCAGGAAACAGGUGACUUUAUUCCCAAAAUACGAUUUUAAUCUGAUAACAGAAUGAUUUGACACAUGAUUUAAUUUAUAACUUAUAACAAUAUUUCCUUAUGGCACCUGCUCUUUUGAGCUUACUGACGUUUAUCUGAACCGUUUUGCUCAUUUCAUCAUUGGAUUACUAUUUUUCAUUUUUGGGACCAACCUUUUGCAGGUAUUUUCUUUGCAAGUGUCAUUAUUAUUUGUAAUGUUCACAGAUUUGGUGCAGAUUUGCUGUUGAUGCAGCUUUUUGGCUUUUUAAAUCAAGUUAUUUUAAUUUAUUUCAGAAUUUGUAUUGCAUUUUUGGACUUUUGCUUGAGUUCGUGACUUUGCAGCACUUCGGGGGCUGUUGCAGAUCAGUUGGAGGUUUGAAUGUUCAGGAUUAAAUACUCUGUAGAUCCAAAGGUUUUUACGAAUGAGGCUCACCGUCUCCACCAACAGCAGCUCCAGUAGUCCAGCUGGGUCUGGUCCUGGAACAAUACUAUCAAUGAUAUUUUAUCAAUACUGAAGUCUUGCAUAUGACCGAGUAUUCGAUGCCACGUUUGGUUACUGGAAAGUUUUAAACUCUUCGUUCAGCAGACUCCGAGCUCUCAGAAUUAAAAGGUAUUUGAUUUCUUUGCACGGCUCUAACAGUGCAGAGAUAAAGCAUUUCCUGCGAGGAACACAACCUUGGAUAAACUUUCUGUUUAUGUACUAUCAUUUCUUUUUCAUCGUAGCUGCGGUGCUGUCUCUUAUCUGCUCGGCAUUCACACACUUCUUCGGAGGGUGAUUCAGUGUCAUUCUGGGUAAUGAAAGAAACCUUAAGGUGAAGUAGUCGACUGAAGGAAGCUAUAAAAGAAAAUUAAAACACUUUAUAACUCCUGAAAUGUACUGAGCGGCACAUCCUGUGUGAGAGUUAAAACAGGUGAAUUUUUCCUUCAGGAUUGUGCUAAAGAGGACAGGAGUGGCUGAGUUUGACUAAACUUUACGUCUUUUCUCACCACUGGAAUCAUGAGAGGACCAGGUGUUUUAGUUUCAUACUUUUUGUUAUAUGAGGCAUGUAAAUUAAAGCUUUGAACGUGGUUUGAAAAGCAGCCACGACACAUUUGGAGGUGUGCAUUUCUAUUUAAAUGUUUGGAUGUGCCUAUUGAUUAGUCCAUUUGCCAGUCAGAAUGCUGCUAUAUCUGGUGAAAAUGUGCAAUUUCAGUGUACUGUACUGUUGAAUGUAAUAAAGAAAUAGACAUUUCUUACCUUGGUAA
Messenger RNA from Xyrichtys novacula (pearly razorfish), 10204 nucleotides. The record is from the annotation of a GenBank genome assembly. Lineage: Eukaryota; Metazoa; Chordata; Actinopteri; Labriformes; Labridae.